AAGCGUGUGUUGAGAGAGAGAGCGAAAGAGCUGAUGAGACUUCAUUCAAAUCAAAUCUGUUGCAGUUUUUAAUCCUCACACUAUUCUGGAAGCAAUAUCGGAAUGAGGAUUUAUUUUCUCACUGGUCGCUUGACAGAAACUGAAAAGUAGCUCUGCGUUUCGGUGCAGAAUGAAUCGUUCCGAAUGCAGACCAGACCCCGUGCUGCGGGCAUUGUGGAUGGCACUUUAUCAACGAUUUAUCGCCUGAAAACAGAUGGAGUGUCAAUUUGACCACACGAACGGGGAAGAUGACUUGUGCUUUUUCUCUGUGUAUCCUCGUAUAUGUUUUGGAUUUAGCUGUUGGCUAUUUAACUGUCACUCUUGAGCCUCUCCCUCUCGUUGUCAUUGGAGACACGGUAACGCUCAAGUGCAAUUUCAUGACAGAUGGCAACCUGCGAGAGAUUGUGUGGUUUCGGGUGACAGAGGGUGGCAGUGCCAAGCAGAAGAUCUUCACCUACGAUGCCAUGACCAACACCAACUUCUCCCAUAUGGAGGACUUCCGCAGACGAGAAGACUUGGUCUACCAAUCAACUGUCCGGCUCCCUGAGGUCCAGAUGGAUGAUGAUGGGCCGUAUGAGUGCCACGUGGGGAUCUACGACAAGGCCUCUAGAGACAGGGUGGUCUUAGCCUCUGGCAGCAUCGUGCUCACUGUCAUGGUUCCUCCUAAGUCCAUUUCUGUAGUGGCAGUAGACUGCCCGGUCCCCUUCAGUCGCUAUGACACCCAGAACUUCACUCUAGUCUGCAUCGUCAUGGGAGGAAAGCCAGCCCCUAUGGUGUACUUCAAGCGUGACGGCGAGCUGAUCGAGGUGGUCCCCUCUAUUAUGGAGGGUGGCGGGGGCAAAUCCCAGGGCAGGGGCCAGGCAGGGCUACGGAUCUCUAGGCCCCUGAUCAGUAGAGACCUGGAUGACACCAAGCUGAAGAAGUCCCUCUCCCUGCUUGACCAGGGGAAGCCACCCCGUCUGGACCGUGACACCCCUGGGAACGGAGGGAUGGGGAAGAUGGUAGGGGCCGGGGGGGAGCCAGGAAGUCUGGAGGGGUCUGAGCCCAGCCCCACCACCACGGAGGUGAUCCCAGAGACAGUGGUAAGCCGGGAGUUCCCUCGCUGGAUGCAGAGCACUGACCCGCUCUACUACUUCCAGCACCGGCGGCAGGCGUCCAGAGACGGCACCAUGGAGGUCAGAGCCAUGCUCACCUGGAGCCUCAACCCCCAGCUGGACAACGACGCCCUGUACAGCUGCGAGGUCAAGCACCCAGCGCUGUCCAUGCCCAUGCAGGCUGAGGUCACUCUGUCUGCUCCCAGGGGCCCCAAACUGUCCAUGACGCCUGGUAAGGCUAAAGUAGGAGACACUGUCCGCAUUACAGUUCAGGGCCUCCAGAUCUCAUCCACUGGGAACAUGGUGUUCCCCGAGCCAUUGUUCACCUGGACCAGAGUGGGAGGUCCUCUGCUGGACGGGAGAGAGGAUCAUAAUGGGAGGGAGCUGGUGCUGGAGCGAGUACCGGCCAAGCUCAACGGCUCCAUGUUUCGAUGCACUGCCCAGAACCCUCUGGGCUCCACAGACACAUACACACGGCUUAUCGUGUUUGAGAACCCCAGACUUAAGAAGGGGAGACACCAUUUUGUUGUAGAUGCAGCCUAUUGCAAUGAGGGACUGGGGCUGACCACCAUGGUGCUAAUGUUAGCCCUGACAUGGGAGAUGACGUGAGCAGCAAAAUGGACCCAUGACCUUCUCCAGUCACUCUAAUCUCUCCAGUCUCUUCCUCGUCACUCACUUCCCCAUCUUCUGGAGUUCCAGCCACUGGACCUGAAGAAGCACUGUUCACUUUUCAUAAAAGCAGCUUAUGAAAAUAAAAACAUUGUCAGAAAUAUGAAAGAUAACAACUACAUGCAUUCUAACUCUCUUAGCGUUUGUUGUCAUUCUGCCUGUCUAACUGCAUCUUCCCUUUUUGUCUUGUCAACAUCCUAUGAUCAACUAUCACAGUGGCUAUGUUUUAUGGUAGACCCCAAUGUGUUAGAGGUCUUUUUAACCAAGUUGGUGUGGGCUGGCCCGCAUUAGAUGCUUUUUCCCAUCUUCCACUUAUUUGAAGUCAGAACGCAUACAAUGUGACAUGUUUUUGAAAUAUCUUGGUCAGCCAGACCUUGAAUGAAAUAAAUGUUUGGUCGGAAAAAUAAUAAUUGAAGUAGGUAAAGAGCUGUAUAUUUUAGGCCAUUGGCURAAAUACUUGCAAUUCUUUAAGGAAAAUGUAUGGUCUGUGGUAGGCCUACUGGCCCUACUUUAAUGCACAGCCCAGUUUCUUUUACCAAUGAGAAAUCUUAGUCACGGAGCCAACGUGACAUUGAUUCAAUGGUUGGAAAGAUGGGGAGAGGUCUGUCUGUGAUGAAGAGAUGCUUUGCUUUUUUGACACCACACUCCACAAAGCAAGGCC
Molecule: messenger RNA, 2463 nt
Organism: Salvelinus sp. IW2-2015
Lineage: Eukaryota; Metazoa; Chordata; Actinopteri; Salmoniformes; Salmonidae
Product: immunoglobulin superfamily member 21-like
Biological process (GO): heterophilic cell-cell adhesion; homophilic cell-cell adhesion
Cellular component (GO): adherens junction
Source: RefSeq, a predicted model, not a curated record